Colletotrichum acutatum is the source of this 1414-nucleotide messenger RNA. RefSeq lists its product as uncharacterized. The coding region runs from base 168 to 935 and encodes 255 amino acids. The record is from RefSeq and is a predicted model, not a curated record. NCBI's taxonomy places the organism in Eukaryota, Fungi, Ascomycota, Sordariomycetes, Glomerellales, Glomerellaceae. The transcript has 2 exons.
UCGACCUGCCCUCAAUGAGGCCUCCCUCCACUCGCCAUUCUUCGGGAUUGUCUCUCUGGAAAAGCACGGAGGCCGUUGUGAUCAUGACAAAAAGCCUGGUUGUUUCCAAACGCGCGCUGGGUUCGAGUGUCGAGUGAGUGGGAGAGAUAGUCUCCCGGGUGCCUCCUAUGGCUUUGUUUCGUGGCACGGUCUGCUGUCUCCAGUUCGCCGCCCGUUUCAAUGUGUGCGCAUGUGCGUAUGUGCGUGCAUCCCAUUUAUUAGAAGCUGCCCGCUAUGGCGUUACUUGUGGUAACUUGCUCGCCACUCAAGGCUGCUCCAUCUCGGGCACUCCAAGGAUGGAGUGUUCAAGGCACAAUCAUACCCGUUCGACCGUCGUCUACAACGGACCCUGCUUCCCCUGGAGGACGUGGAUGAAAAUUCUGGGGUCUAUGAGUGGUUUGGAACUUUGCGCCCCCUUGGGAAUUCACGUGAGCGUAGACUGGUGGAGAGUAUUCGUGCCAUGGAUGAAUGAAUCCAUCAACAGGGCGGAUUUGCACGCUCGCUCAGGAAGAUACAGAUCCGGUCAGAUCAGGGGCAGCAAGCAGAGACAAGCCAUGCAAGGCAAACAACGGGUAAACAAGAUGUGCCCCAAGCGUUCGGACGACCGAGAACCGAACCCCUUUCUUGGGAAGUUACAUGUUUCUCCCGACUCCGAUGAACUACAAACACGUCGAUGGCCCCUGUUCUGUGACUGCAUUCUGCAAGGUGCUGCUGGUGCUGUUGGUCUUGCUGAUGCAUGCGGGUUAUAUGUAAUAUGUACGAAAUGUCAAAUAGUUCCAACUUCCUGCAUCUGCUUACCUUACUCACCCAAGGUGCCUGUGUUCCAUCUGCAGCUCCAUCUGUGUUUGAGGCGCACGUCGACAAAUAUAGAAGCGGUGCCGUUGCUUACAUGUUGAGGGUACCUACCUAAGGUAUACAAGAGGAGGAUGGGUAUCCUCGUAAUGACUUUAAACGCCAGGAGACAUCCCGCGGCCACCUUCUUUCCCGUGUGCCUCUCCGGGGACAGAAAUACAACUCCUGAACUGUCAACUCAACUGAAGUAUGGCGUAUGGAUAUGUCCCCUUAUCAAGAGGUAUACUACGUCUAGUAACAAAAGUUGCCGAGUACACGCUUGAGAAAUUCUCAGGGAUUCAUGAUCUAACCCCCCCAAGAACGAGUGUAAGGAAUUAUUAUAAUCUUUCCAUUAGUCAAUGUAGUUGUAAGCGGGUCAUCUUCUUUGUUUUCCUCCUCUUGCCCCUCCGCUCCUCUUCCUCUUCCUCUCCCUCCUCCUCCGGUUGGUCCUCUUCCUUCCCCGAUAGCGAAUCAGCCUUUGAGAGGCAUUCGGCCCAACAACAUCUCAAUGGAUGUUCAGCGGUGAGCCCAGGGUAGAAAAGGG